AAAAAUAAUACAAAUCUAAAAACUCAAUGUGGAUUUUUUUUUUAAAGGGGACGGAGGUAGUAUUAGUUAUAUAAUAACAAAUCGCGUGAAUGGUGAGGGGAGAUUGUUUGAAGGAGAUAGGUUUGCAUGUAGAUCUUGUUCACAAAUGGCACUUGGUGCUCUUGAUUAUAAGUAUGACUCCGUAUCUUAGUCCUCUUGUUUAGUUUUACAUAGGAUAUCAUUAUAUAUUUGGUUUUGGUAUGUUGGUUUUGUCAUGUAGGGACCAUCUUGGUAUGUCAUUUAGUGAAGCUGCAAAGUUUGCCAGAGUUGCAACUUGCUGGUCUGUAUAUCCAUCUGAUGAUGAAGGUAGUGGAAGUGAUGAAGCUAGUGAAAGCUGUGGUGCUUUUAUCAGUGUUUACCAUGUAGGAGCUGGUGGUUGGGGUGAGGUCUCUGAAAACGAUGAAGAUCUUGAAGAAGGGACAGCACACAACUGAUGAGUGAUGACAACUUCUUCAUGCCGGCCUACAGUAUCUAGUUAUUGCAGUAUCUUUUGCGUUUUGAAUGUUGCACACAUUUCCUAUCCAUAUCUAAUGCUUGUCUAGUAGUUGUGCUUAUGACCAUUGGGAAACUUGGGACUAGCAGACACACUAAACUAUAUUUAUGCCCUUUGGAAAAUUUCUAAUUAGCAACCAUGUUUGUAUUUUGGCUUAAGGGUUUUCUGUCGGAGAAUGGACUGCAUUGCCUCAUAGUUUUCGGCUGCAAAAAGUGUAUUCUUCUACUAGUUUCUAAUAUCGUUUGAGUUUCGACAGACCGUUCUACCAGGAACAACUAGUUUGAUUCUUGAAGAUUCCAAACAUGAAGCAAUUCUUGCGAGCAUAAUAAUCUGUUGAAAGAUGACAAGUGAAUUAAAAUUAUGUGAAUUCAGUCGUGAUUGGCCUGAGCUCUAUGUACAAUGGCCCGACCUCUUGAUGAAUAUUUGGAUUAUAUUCCUGCUAUAAUUUCUCGGCGUUUGGUCUUUGAUUCCCGCAUAAAGAUAAAAUAUAGCCCAAUAGAAAGAAAGUAAGAUAUAAAAAUCAGUAUCGUUUGAGCUCUUUGGUAUGGGCCAAUUCUUCUUCGGGGGUUAGCCUGUUUUAACCAUCCUUAAUAUAUUUCAUUGGUUCCAGUCAGUUAAUCGUGCUUUUGAAGAACAAUAGAUGAAUGUUGUUGUGCCUUUUUUGUUCUGGUUAUGAUUGUUUUUCCUUGUUGACGCUUCAUUUUUAAUUUUUUCUCAUUGAUCAGAACUGUGGGAAAAAGGAGGAGUAAUUGAUUGGCGUGCUGUUGUUCUGGAGCUAUGGUCCUGUUAUUCAGGUUGAUUAUCUCAAUCCUUGCAAUCUGUUCAAUCCGUGUUGCUUCAAUGCCAAAACAGCGGAAAGAAUUCUGGUUCCUUCUUAACUGUUGUUGAGGAGUCCAGCAUUGUAUUCAAUGAGUCCGUCUAAUCAGGCAUUUCCGACCGGAGCUGAUAGGGAGCUGAAACAAGCUGCUGCAGCCUGAUAAAUUGUGGUGCCUUUAAUGCUUGAUUUGUUUUUCUUUUUUACCAAAAAGAGUGGUUAUUUUGUUCAAUAAGCCAACAAUAUUGUUCUCAUGUUUCCUCGAACUACUACUUGAGUAGACUAUCUAUGUAUUUUGCAAGGAAUACAACUUUAAUGUGUACAAGUCUGCAAUGUGGUUAAACCAUUUUUAUAGUGUUUAAUAAUUUGAUUGUUUGCUGAAGAAUCAUCAAAUAAUGAUGAUGCUCAAUUGCAGAGAAGGGUAUCCCCUGUGAAGAAAAAAGUUGAGUAUUCAAAUCGAUUAUUUUGUGAAUGUAGUUGGCAUUAAGCCUUAGCCUCAAUCUCAAUCCUAGCAAUCUGGUGAGUUUUCCUUCUCAAGUGUUGAUCGGAGUCCAGCAUUUGAUUUUUACAAUGAGUCCUUUAUAAUCCCCUCCUGGGGAGCCAAGUUUUUUUUAAUAUAUAUACUUGGGAAGCAGG
This is a messenger RNA of Oldenlandia corymbosa var. corymbosa, 1982 nucleotides long. NCBI's taxonomy places the organism in Eukaryota, Viridiplantae, Streptophyta, Magnoliopsida, Gentianales, Rubiaceae. The record is from the annotation of a GenBank genome assembly.